UUUAAGGGGGACUGCAAAAAAGUCAUGGCCGGACUAGAGCAAUGUUCAGAAUAUUCUGACAUAAUUAGGCAGCAUUUUGAGGAAGGCAAAACUCAUGCCGAGAUUUCCACCGCGCUGCAGCAGUUAGGUGUCCAGAGAUGCUCCGAAAUGUCCAUCAGACGAUUCUGUGUUCAACACCAGCUCAGGCAGAAAAGACGUGUCAGACGCAGAACUGGAAACGGCAAUCAUGUCAUCAAUAGAUCAGACAGGGCCAUCUUAUGGACGGAAAUUCAUGACAGGAUACCUGUCAUCAGUGGGGGUGAGGGUAGGAGAACCUCGAGUGGGAAAGAUUCUCAGAGAAGUGCACCAGCCAUAUAAUGAGCUGCGUCGCCAGGGAGCACGUAAUCUAAACCCAGUUCCUUACCACGCAGAGUAUAUGGGCCACAAACUCCACCUCGACCAAAAUGAGAAGCUGGGAAUGUUUGGAGUGACACACGUCUUGGCUAUUGAUGGAUUCAGCAGUAAAAUUGUUGCUGAUUCCACAAUGCCAAUAAAGAACAACCUUGUUAUUUAUAAGGAAGUUUACAGGCAAGUCCAAUCAAGGUUACUUGACUUCCACUAUGUGGAAUUAAUGUACAAUAUCAGUAUUAUUACAAUACAAUCAGUAUUUGCUACAUGCAUUUGAAUGUGAAAUUAAUCAGUAUCUAUCAUAUCCACAUAAGUAUCCAUAUAAUCUAAAUAUUUUUCUAUUACAGGAAAGCAGUUGCUAACAAUGGCAUGUGGGACCAAGUCAGAGUGGAUCAUGGCAGGGAGUUUUACUUGACCCUGUACAUGCAGGAAAAGCUGUCUCAUCACAGACAUAAUGUUAACAGGCUACCUUAUGUGCAGACAACCUCUUCAAGGAACCUUCGUGUGGAAAGAAUUUGGCCAGAGGUCAAUAAUCGGGUGAACUAUCCCAUAAAACAGGCCCUGGUUCACCUGCUGGAUCAAGAGCUACUCGACAUGCAAGAUAAUGUAACGAAAUUUUGUGUCUCCAACCUGGCAUGUCAAGUGAGUCAGAUUGGACUUGGCAGAGUUGUGCAGUCCUGGAAUGCCCAUAGGAUACCAGGCAGAGGGAUACCAAACCAACUUGCAGCUGGUAGUUGUCCAGCAAGAAUUCCCACAGAGCUGCUGCCCAAUGCUGCUGAGGCAGCACACAUGUAUGAGCAGGAAUUUGGGUCCUCCCUGACUUGGGUAUCUGCCUUUGGCUCUGACCCAUUUCCGUCAGAGCAAGACCAAUGUCGUGCUGAGCAGCUGUUCGGAGAGAGGUUCCCAGACAUGGCGCUUCUUUUUGGAACAGUGGUCAACAAUGACCAUAGUAUGUUUCAGGAGGCACUGUUCUACCUGAUCAAUGUUACUGAGAGACAUGCAAGAUAAACUAGCCAUGUGUAUAUAUUUGUACAGUAGUUUUAUGAGAAAGUA
Messenger RNA from Scophthalmus maximus (turbot), 1440 nucleotides. RefSeq lists its product as uncharacterized. Lineage: Eukaryota; Metazoa; Chordata; Actinopteri; Pleuronectiformes; Scophthalmidae. Bases 757 to 1395 code for a protein of 212 amino acids. The transcript is spliced from 5 exons. The record is from RefSeq and is a predicted model, not a curated record.